ACGCCCAUCGCGGCCGCUCUCUACGCGGAGCGGGGAGGAGACGGAGGGAGAGGGGCCCCUGUCGCCCUCCCGGCCGGCUGCGAGCAGGAACUGGAGCCUGAUCCAUUGCUUCGCUGGAGGCACCCGGGCGGGCGCCCUCCCUUUCGGAGCGGCCAGCGCUGCGCCCGCGUCCUGUGCGGUUGAAGAUACCAGAUGGGCCCAGGCGCAGCCUGUGGAUGGAAGUGACUGAGGGGACCUCGCCUUGUUAAGAGACACGCAGAGGGCGAAGGAAGACCGGGAGCGUCCCUGACCCCACUCGUCUUCACAGCUUGUCCCGCGUGCCCAGGGCCGAGUGAGGAGGCAGCAGAGGGGAGCGUGGCUAUCCAUUUCCCCUCCUCACCCCUGGAUAUGUUUCAUGCUAAACCUGGCUGCUUCUUUGAUAUCGUGAAGUUGCGUGGGAAAUAAUCUGGGUUUCCGGUGUGACCGCAAGAAUAGCUACUCACCCAGGGGAAGGGAAAUGCAUCCUGGUUUGGAGACAAAACCUCCCUUUCCUAUAAUCGUUAGAAAGAAGAGGAGCCAAGUCCCGAGGCAUGAAGAUAGAUGUGUGUAAUGGAGUAAGACCUCAGACAGCUCCUGUCAUCUGCCGUUUGCCCUUCCAGACUGGAUUGUGAUCCAAGCGAGUUUUAAGAUUGUUUAAAGGGAGAAAAAUCCUCCUUUCGGUAUUCUUUUUUUCUUCUGCCUCCUUUUUUGGCUUCCUCAGGUAUGAGUGCCUCUGUGCAGCACCUUUUGCUGGUGCUCUUGCUCUCCAGUGCCACCCUGCUGCUCAGCACUGCGGCUGCUACCCAGAGUGAGGAGCGGUUGUGUGCAUUUAAGGACCCAUAUCAACAGGACCAUGGAAUCAGUGAGAAUCGAAUCUCUCAGGAGAAUGGCACAAUUUUAUGUGUGAAAGGCACCUCCUGCUAUGGACUUUGGGAAAAAACACGAGAAGGAGACAUACAUCUUGUAAAACAAGGAUGCUGGUCUCACAUAGGAGACCUACAGGAGUGUCAGUAUGAGGAGUGUAUAGUAACAACCACCCCUUCCUUGAUUCAGAAUGGAACGUAUCGCUUCUGCUGCUGCAGCACUGACUUGUGUAAUGUCAACUUCACUGAAAACUUUCCUCCUCCUGACCCAACGGAUACACCACUUUUCAAUUCAUCUAAUUCUUUUCACCGAGAUGAGACUAUUGUUAUUGCCUUGGCUUCAGUCUCUGUAUUAGCUGUUUUGAUUGCUGCUAUAUUCUUUGGAUAUAGGAUGCUUGCAGGGGACCGUAAGCAAGGUCUACACAGUAUGAACAUGAUGGAGGCAGCAGCAUCAGAGCCUUCACUAGACCUGGAUAAUCUAAAAUUGCUAGAACUGAUUGGCCGGGGGCGAUAUGGAGCUGUGUAUAAAGGUUCCCUAGAUGAGCAUCCGGCUGUAAAAGUAUUUUCCUUUGCUAACCGCCAGAACUUUAUCAACGAGAGGAACAUUUACAGAGUCCCACUGGACCAUGACACAUAUUGCCGCUUCAUUGUGGGCGACGAGCGAUUCACUGCAGAUGGACGUAUGGAAUAUUUGUUGGUGAUGGAAUAUUAUCCCAAUGGUUCUUUGUGCAAGUAUUUGAGUCUUCACACCAGCGACUGGGUGAGCUCCUGUCGUUUGGCACAUUCGGUAACCAGGGGCCUGGCAUACCUUCACACAGAGUUACCUCGAGGAGACCAUUAUAAACCUGCAAUUUCCCAUCGCGACUUGAACAGCCGUAAUGUAUUGGUGAAGAAUGAUGGAACAUGUGUAAUUAGUGAUUUUGGAUUAUCCAUGAGAUUAACUGGAAAUCGACUGGUACGUCCGGGCGAGGAGGACAAUGCAGCCAUUAGUGAGGUUGGUACAAUCCGCUAUAUGGCUCCUGAGGUGCUCGAAGGAGCAGUGAACUUGAGGGACUGUGAAUCUGCUCUGAAACAAGUAGAUAUGUAUGCACUAGGCCUUAUCUACUGGGAGAUCUUCAUGAGAUGCACAGACCUCUUCCCAGGGGAGUCAGUGCCAGAGUACCAGAUGGCAUUCCAGACAGAAGUUGGAAACCAUCCCACUUUUGAAGAUAUGCAAGUACUGGUGUCUAGGGAGAAGCAACGACCAAAAUUCCCAGAAGCUUGGAAAGAGAACAGCCUGGCUGUGAGGUCCCUUAAAGAGACGAUCGAAGACUGUUGGGACCAAGAUGCUGAAGCUCGACUGACAGCGCAGUGUGCUGAAGAGAGGAUGGCUGAACUCAUGAUGAUUUGGGAGAGGAACAAAUCAGUCAGCCCAACAGUCAAUCCUAUGUCUACUGCCAUGCAGAAUGAGCGCAACCUGUCACAUCACAGGCGUGUGCCAAAAAUCAGGCCAUAUCCAGAUUACUCUUCUUCCUCUUAUAUUGAAGACUCAAUCCACCACACUGACAGUAUAGUGAAGAACAUUUCUUCUGAGCAUUCAGUGUCCACUACACCAUUGACUUCAGGGGAGAAGAACAGAAACUCCAUUAACUAUGAACGACAGCAAGCACAGGCUCGCAUCCCUAGCCCUGAGACUAGUGUCACCAGUUUGUCCACCAACACAACUACCACCAACACAACUGGCCUCACGCCUAGCACUGGCAUGACUACCAUAUCUGAGAUGCCUUACUCAGAUGAAACAAACCAACAUGCUACAAAUGUCAUGCAGCCUGUUGGACCGACUCCUGUUUGUCUGCAACUAACAGAGGAGGACUUAGAAACCAACAAGCUGGAUCCAAAAGAAGUAGAUAAGAACCUAAAGGAGAGCUCUGAUGAGAAUCUGAUGGAGCAUUCCCUUAAACAGUUCAGUGGACCGGAUCCACUCAGCAGCACCAGCUCCAGCUUGCUUUACCCACUGAUCAAACUUGCAGCAGAGGUGACAGGACAGCAGGACUUCACGCAAGCUGGGAAUGGUCAAGCAUGUUUGAUUCCAGAUGUCCCAUCUACUCAGGUCUACCCUCUACCCAAGCAGCAGAACCUUCCGAAGAGGCCUACUAGUCUACCUUUAAACACCAAAAAUUCAACAAAGGAGCCACGACUGAAAUUUGGUGGCAAGCACAAAUCAAACUUGAAGCAAGUGGAAACUGGAGUUGCCAAGAUGAAUACGAUCAAUGCUGCAGAACCUCAUGUGGUAACAGUUACCAUGAAUGGAGUGGUUGGGAGGAGCCAAAGCAUAAACUCUCAUGGUGUAACAACCCAAUACGCCAAUGGUGCAGUGCCAUCUGGCCAGACAACCAGUUCAGUGGCACACAGGGCCCAGGAAAUGCUGCAGAAUCAGUUCAGUGGAGAGGACAGUCGGCUGAAUAUUAACUCAAGCCCCGAUGAGCAUGAACCUUUACUGAGACGGGAGCAGCAAGUUGGCCAAGAUGAAGGUGUUUUGGAUCGUCUAGUGGACAGGAGAGAGCGACCGCUGGAUAAUGGCCGAACAAACGCCAAUAACAACAACAGUAAUCCAUGUCUAAUGCAAGAUGUUACUACACUUGGCACCCAGAGAAUGACAACAUACCCUGGGCAGACGCAGACUAGAAGAGCACAGAGGCCUAAUUCACUAGAUCUAUCAGCCACAAAUUCUUUGGACAGCAGUAGCUUGCAAUUAGGUGACUCAUCACAAGAUGGCAAACCGGGCUCAGGAGAAAAGAUCAAGAAACGUGUGAAAACUCCAUAUUCACUUAAGCGGUGGCGCCCUUCAACAUGGGUCAUCUCCACUGAACCACUGGACUGCGAGGUGAACAACAAUGGCAGUGACAGGGCAGUCCACUCUAAAUCCAACACUGCUGUUUACCUGGCAGACGGCGGUACUGCCACAACAAUGGUGUCCAAGGAUGCAGGAGUGAACUGCCUGUGAAAUAUUUUAAAAGCCAACAAAAUGACAUUUUUGCAUUAUUUGAAACAAACAUGCAGAAGACAUUUUAAAAAACUGCUUUCUCCUCCUGUCAGCUCCCCCUGCCAAGAACUCGCUUUAAAUAGAUUUCAGCUAUGCAGAAAUUUUUUAGCUUAUGCUUCCAUAUUUUUUUUUCAUUUUUUGAACGUUUUUGCACUUUUAUUUAGUAUCGCUAAGGUUAAGUCUGUCUGUCUUUGACCACAGAAUUAUAUAUAUGUGUAUCAAAAAUGUGGUCUCAAAAUAUUUUUUUAAAAAAAAUAACAAAAAAAAUAUUGCUGAUAAUCAGUUUGGACCAGUUCCUAAAGGUCACUAAAAACAUAAGCAGACUAUAAGGGUAUGUCUACACUACGGGAUUAUCCCGAUUUUACAUAAACCGGUUUUGUAAAACAGAUUGUAUAAA
This is a messenger RNA of Gopherus evgoodei (Goodes thornscrub tortoise), 4300 nucleotides long. RefSeq names its product bone morphogenetic protein receptor type 2 (gene BMPR2). The record is from RefSeq and is a predicted model, not a curated record. Gene Ontology annotation, molecular function: ATP binding; transforming growth factor beta receptor activity. NCBI's taxonomy places the organism in Eukaryota, Metazoa, Chordata, Testudines, Testudinidae. Gene Ontology annotation, cellular component: signaling receptor complex; plasma membrane. Gene Ontology annotation, biological process: protein phosphorylation; BMP signaling pathway; cellular response to growth factor stimulus.